GGUACAACAAGUGACAUGGGAGGUACAACAAGUGACAUGGGAGGUACAACAAGUGACAUGGGAGGUACAACAAGUGUCAUGGGAGGUACAACAAGUGACAUGGGAGGUACAACAAGUGACAUGGGAGGUACAACAAGUGACAUGGGAGGUACAACAAGUGACAUGGGAGGUACAACAAGUGUCAUGGGAGGUACAACAAGUGUCAUGGGAGGUACAACAAGUGGCACAACAGUUGCCUUGAGUGGGAUUACACAGUCAGGUAACACAAGACCACCAGUACCAGGGGCAACACUUUACCAGCUGGAGGACAACGUGCGAGUGUGGACCUGCGACCAACCUGACUCUGUGUGGAGCAACCAGAGGAACACGCUAUUGGUCUUCCCUUGGGACACCACCUGGGACAACCCUGGGAACUGCACUGCUGGGUACAGUGACUCCCAGCCGUGCAGCACACCCGACCCUCCCCAGCAGCUGAUUGACGCCACCUUCAGGGAGACUCUCAGCAGGGAGUCAGGUGAAGUCUAUGCUCUCUACUACCAGUGUGACAAUGGCCUGGAAGUCUACCCCCCCGUUAUAGGAAUUUUGUUACUGUGCGUGGAUGGCACCUGGUUCCCUGCAAGUAAUGACUCCUGUAUCUCAGGUGAGUUAUAUAACAACCAAUAUAAAACUACAGUACUCCACCACACAACCAACACAAAACUACAGUACUCCACCACACAACAACCAACAUAAAACUCUUCCACCAUCACCAGUCCGCUCUACAAAUAUAUAUUUUUUACAAGGAUUAACCCACCCUGGCACAGAUC
This is a messenger RNA of Homarus americanus (American lobster), 806 nucleotides long. RefSeq lists its product as uncharacterized. Bases 16 to 732 code for a protein of 238 amino acids. The transcript is spliced from 2 exons. The record is from RefSeq and is a predicted model, not a curated record. NCBI's taxonomy places the organism in Eukaryota, Metazoa, Arthropoda, Malacostraca, Decapoda, Nephropidae.